UUAUUUCCUUUAACAUUUUCUCUAUAUUUCUGUUUUCUUUUAUUAUCUUCCUCAUAAGAGGUGAAGAAGAAAGAAAGAAAAGAAAAGAAAGAAAAAGAAGGGUAAUAAGCGUUCAAGAGGUAAUAGCUAUAAUGGAGGGUCUUCUGCCUCUGGUUUACAAAGCAAUAAAGAAAAACAAAACAAGAAGGCAAUACGAGUGUCUUUCAUCAGGAACAGCUCUAAGCUACAACAUAAGCAUGGCCGAGAUCUACCCUCAAACUCAAGGAUAUGCCCUUCAGAAUGAGACACCUAUUCCAACCCAGAAAGUGCCUCAUCAUCAUCAUGAUGCAGAGAAAGUUGGUCACCGGCGAUAUAAAUCUGUUGGAGAUUUCGGUAAUGGUUUCCAAUCACCUGAGAUCUUUGAUUCUACCUCUUCAAAGCAACUCGUGAGGAUUAGGAGUCAAAGAAUGUUUUCAUGUAUCACUGGGGCUUAAUUAUAUAAGGUGCAUAUUUAUAUAUUUAUAUUUAUAUUUAUAUUCUGUGAGUAGUUUUUUUUUUUUUUUGAAUCGUACGUUUCAAAGAAAAUGUUGUGAUUCUUAAUUUGUUCCCUCAUCCCUGUCUUAGUUAGUUAUAUCAAUUGAAAGGUAGUAUUAUACUGUUUUGGGCGUCAAUGAUUCUUU
Molecule: messenger RNA, 659 nt
Organism: Gastrolobium bilobum
Lineage: Eukaryota; Viridiplantae; Streptophyta; Magnoliopsida; Fabales; Fabaceae
Exons: 1
Coding region: 132-473 (113 amino acids)
Source: RefSeq, a predicted model, not a curated record